Limulus polyphemus (Atlantic horseshoe crab) is the source of this 2253-nucleotide messenger RNA. Its product is annotated as solute carrier family 23 member 2-like. Gene Ontology annotation, cellular component: membrane. Bases 98 to 1912 code for a protein of 604 amino acids. Gene Ontology annotation, biological process: transmembrane transport. The record is from RefSeq and is a predicted model, not a curated record. Gene Ontology annotation, molecular function: transmembrane transporter activity. Lineage: Eukaryota; Metazoa; Arthropoda; Merostomata; Xiphosura; Limulidae. The transcript has 12 exons.
UUUUUAUUAUCAGAGUUUCGAUUGUUACGGAUCAGACAAUCAGCAACAAAUAAAGUUUCUUAGCACGAGAUCUACACGUUGAGAAAUUGUGUUGGCCAUGGAGAACUCAGGUUUAGAACUGGAGACAAAUGAAGAGGAAAAAACACACGAAGACUGUGACCUCAAGAUAAGUGUCCCUCAAACAACGAAACAAAUAUGUCAAGAAAGUACGAAUAAAAACGUACUCUAUGGUGUGGAGGACGUUCCACCUUGGUAUCUUUGUAUCCUGUUAGGCAUACAGCACUAUCUCACGAUGUUUGGAGCCACCGUAACCUAUCCUUUUCUGAUUACUCCUAAACUCUGUAUUAGAGAGGACGACCCCGCUCGUGGAUAUAUCACUGCAACCAACUUCUUUGUAUCAGGAUUAGCGACAUUGUUUCAAACUGCUUUAGGAGUGAGACUUCCAAUUAUCCAAGGAUGCACCUUUACACUGCUCGUUCCAACAUUCGCCAUCUUGGAUCUUCCACAGUGGAGAUGUCCAAAUCAAACAGAAAUAAUCGCCGCUAGAGGGACAAACCUGUCUUCAUAUGUCGUAACGGAAGAAGAAUGGGAAGAGUUGUGGCAAUCGAGAAUGAGAGAAGUUCAAGGUGCUAUAAUUAUUGCUUCAUUGUUUGAAGUAUUUAUUGGUUUCACUGGGAUUAUUGGGUAUCUUCUUUAUUGGAUCACACCACUCGCCAUUGUUCCAACAGUUGCUUUGAUUGGUCUUCCAUUGUUUCGAGAAGCUACUGGUUCAGCCAGUCAAAAUUGGGGUAUAGCUAUUUUAACGAUGUUACUCAUGGCCUUUUUUUCACAAUAUUUACGUAACGUCGACUUGCCCGGAUGUUCAUACAAGAAAGUCGACGGGUGGAGACUUCGAAAAUUUCCAUUUUUCAAAUUGUUUCCGGUUUUAUUGACUAUAUUAGUAGUAUGGCUUCUUUGUUUCAUUCUGACCACUACUGAAUCCAUCGCUCCAGAUAACCCUGCCAGAACUGAUAUUCGGAUUAACGUUUUACAUAACAGUCCAUGGUUCCGAUUUCCAUAUCCAGGCCAGUGGGGUCUACCAACUGUCAGUGUAGGAGCAGUUUUUGGAAUCUUAGCCGGAAUUAUUGGGUCAACCAUCGAAUCUGUUGGAGAUUAUUACGCAUGUGCAAAGCUAGCAGGUGCUCCCCCACCUCCCGUGAGCGCUGUGAAUCGAGGAAUUUUCACCGAAGGCGUCAGCUGUGUACUGUCGGGGUCGUGGGGUACAGGAGGUGCUCUGACUUCAUACAGUGAAAAUAUUGGAGCUAUCGGUGUAACAAGGGUUGGUAGUCGUCGAGUGGUACAAUAUGGUGCUUUAAUCAUGAUGAUAUUUGGCAUGCUAGGGAAAUUUGGUGCACUAUUUGUAACAAUCCCAGACCCAAUUAUUGGAGGAAUAUUCUGUGUGAUGUUUUCAAUUGUUACUGCUGUUGGACUGUCCAAUCUACAGUUUGUGGACCUGAGUUCUUCCAGAAAUCUUUUUGUCCUUGGAAUUUCUUUAUUUAUGGGAAUAGCAGUCCCGGAAUGGAUAAAAACUAACCCUGAUGCUGUCAACGUAGGAAAUGACGUUGCAAGCAAUAUUCUCGCCGUCCUUUUGAGCACCAGCAUGUUUGUUGGUGGAUUUUUAGGCUUACUUCUAGACAACACUAUUCCAGGCACAGAAGAAGAGCGAGGCCUAAUAAAAUGGCGGCAACAGAUACAAGUUAGCCAUCUCACUGCAUCAAAAAACGAAGAGGAGGAAAGCGGAUUGAGCUGCUAUGAUUUUCCUGUUGGUAUGGGGAUUUUACGAAGAUUGAAGUGUUUCUCCUAUUUUCCAAUCAGUCCAACAUACAAUAAAAUAAGAAUAAAAAAAACAAAAGGUCAAGAAAAUAGCCAAUAGUAUCACUGUAAGUAAAUGUUUUAUUUCGUCAUGCUACUUUACGAGAUGAAUGAUGGUUAAGUUUUUUUUUUUUAAUUAGAAAUUAAAUAAAAAGUGCUGGUUUGGAAUCCAAGUUUCAUUUGAUUGGCUGUCAGGUACAAGGUUAGAAUCCAAGUUUCAUUUGAUUAGCUGUCAGGUACAAGGUUAGAAUCCAAGUUUCAUUUGAUUGGCUGUCAGGUACAAGGUUAGAAUCCAAGUUUCAUUUGAUUGGCUGUUAGGUACAGCAGCUCUAACUCGAGCGUUGCUUUAUUUGGUCUUUUGUUUACUUUGGUACUAAUUUUAUCUUGGUGUAUAAUAGUAAA